Molecule: messenger RNA, 658 nt
Organism: Callithrix jacchus (white-tufted-ear marmoset)
Lineage: Eukaryota; Metazoa; Chordata; Mammalia; Primates; Cebidae
Gene: LBHD2
Product: LBH domain containing 2
Source: RefSeq, a predicted model, not a curated record
AGGAGGGUGAGCCGGGCGAGCGCGGGGCCAGCGGAGCGCGGAGGUCCCGGCGCCAGCAGCCGCGCGGGCGUCCUUGUGCAGCUCAGUGGCGCAGUGGCAGCAGCAGCAUGAGCAUUCCCCGACCUGCUGCACCACAGCCAGGCCCUGCCGAGGGGCCUGGAGGCCCGGCACGGAAGGAGAAGGGCCCUCGGCUGGGCCAGCGGCUGCCCUCCAUUGUGGUGGAGCCCAGUGAAGUGGAUCCUGUGGAGAGCGGGGAGCUGCGCUGGCCCCUGGAGCAUGCCCAGAGGGGCCCCUCUCGGAGCUGGGCUGCUGCUGCCCACUCCCAGAGUCCCCCCGGAGAACCAGGGAGACCUGCAGAUGAUGCUGGCAGGGAGCAUGUCUGCUCCGAGGACCAGGCAGCCCCGGCCAAGGGAUAGGACAAGGACGUGUCCAGGGUCUGCUGUCUGACUGCUGAGGACCUCUGCAGCAGGGUGGCCGGGCUGAUGCACAGGAGGGCUGGGCCUGCCCCAACACCCCGCAGGCAGAGCUCAGAGGCUGCUUCCUGUCUCACCUGUUCUGCCAGGACCGCAGCCCUGUCCUCUUCUGCCUGUGGUCCAGGUUUGGAUCACACCCUGCUUUGUUUCGUGGUUUGACGCAGAAAUAAAGGCACUUCCUGAUG